AGGUGGGAUCCACCUUUUAAUCAAACUUGAUACUCUCCCCAAAGCAAUAUUUUACCUAUAAAAAGAUGAAGGCUGACGGUAACCUCACAUUAUCCCCGGAGGAUGGACAUGGUCUUCAUUGUCAGGAUGUCCCAGAUGUGGAUGGUGAGAUGGGUCGUACUGCUGGUGGGACUGCAGUCAGUACAAGCAGAUUUUAUGUCUGAUUAUGGGGAUGAGGUUAACCUUCGAGUGACGGACCAGAUGACUGUGUUCCCAGGCAUGGCAAAUGUGAUUGUAACUGAAGCCGUACCGAAUCCAGAUCAUCAGUCCACGAUCUGCAGCACAUGGGGCAAUUUCCACUUCAAGACAUUCGACGGUCAUUUCUUUCAACUGCCAGACACGUGCAGCUACGUUCUGGUAAAGAUGUGCAACAGUCCCGUGUCUGAUUUCAACAUUGAAAUCCAAAGACAGAUUGUAAAUAACUCAAUCACGUUUGGCAAAAUCACGAUAAAUCUGGAAGGGACAGUCAUUGUACUCACCAACAACGACAUCAUCAUGGGAGACCAAGUGGUGUACGAUUCAACCUAUAAGGAUGGAAUUACCAUUGAGCUGAGCCCAAAUGUUAAGAUUUCCAACAAACAUGGAGUGUCUGUCUUUUGGGAGAAGGACAGAUCGUUUUUGAUUGAGCUUUCAGAAAAGUACAAAGAAAAGACCUGUGGACUAUGUGGAAACUUCAAUGGUGACAAGUCUGAUGAUGCCUUUAAAAAUGAAUAUGACUUGGCUACAUGGAAAGAGUCUUCAUCUGAAUCCUGUGGGCACAUCGAAAUGCAACUUAAUGGUCAAUGUGAAAACCAGACAAGCCUUUGCCAGCAGUACCUCAGCAGUCCAGGGUUUAGUGGCUGUUAUGAUGUGAUGGACAUGAGUUCAUUUGAAAAAGCCUGUGAGAGCGACCUGUGUCAAUGUUACGGCAACCACGACUGUCUGUGCAACACCCUAACAGAGAUUUCACAGCAAUGCACACAUGCUGGAGGACAACCAGGAACAUGGAGGACAAAACAGCUCUGCCCAAAGACGUGUCCUCUAAACCUGCUGUACCUGGAGUGUGGUGGUCCAUGCAAGAGCACCUGCUCAGCCCCAACUGCAGAUCUGAUGUGUACCGAUCACUGUGUGGACGGCUGCUUCUGCCCUGAAGGUAUGGUCGAGGAUGACAUCGGUCAGAGUGGAUGUGUUCCAGUGAACAAAUGCCCAUGUGUACACAAUAACAAAACCUACUUCUCAGGAGACUCGUACACACAGGCUUGUAAAACAUGUACAUGUGAUGCUGGACACUGGACCUGCUCAUACCUGGACUGUCCUGGAAUCUGCUCUGUUGUUGGAGGGUCUCACGUCACCACUUAUGAUGGAAAAACCUUCACCUUCAGUGGGAACUGCGACUACAUCCUCACUAAGGUCACUAAUA
Molecule: messenger RNA, 1438 nt
Organism: Danio rerio (zebrafish)
Lineage: Eukaryota; Metazoa; Chordata; Actinopteri; Cypriniformes; Danionidae
Source: RefSeq, a predicted model, not a curated record